AUGGCCACUCAAUCCCACUGUGGCUCCAUGAUCGCCAACCCCACCCGCCUGGAAACCCCAAAUGGUGGACGUGGCGCAUCCGAGACAUGCAUGCAUGGACUUUUGCUCAACGGCGAGAAACCGAGGCAGAAAGAGGAAGAAUACUUUCCAAAAAAGAGCAAAAAUAGAGAGCUUAGAAAGACGGUGAGAGGAUUCGCCGCUCUUAAGGUUGCAAUGGCAUCAUGGGAGGGUCCAACUCGGCUGACGGACGGCAUCACUUUUCCUCCUUCACGGCAGGGAUCGUCGAGGCAAGGCGCCGAUCUUUGCCCCCGCGGAUGCGCGAAAUCCCCAAUUGAUCAAGUCCAGGCCAGAACCAACAGCCGGUUGUUGCGGGGAGACCGAUGA
Aspergillus niger is the source of this 384-nucleotide messenger RNA. RefSeq lists its product as hypothetical. The transcript has 3 exons. Bases 1 to 384 code for a protein of 127 amino acids. NCBI's taxonomy places the organism in Eukaryota, Fungi, Ascomycota, Eurotiomycetes, Eurotiales, Aspergillaceae. The record is from RefSeq and is a predicted model, not a curated record.